Molecule: messenger RNA, 1707 nt
Organism: Condylura cristata (star-nosed mole)
Lineage: Eukaryota; Metazoa; Chordata; Mammalia; Eulipotyphla; Talpidae
Gene: NOX3
Product: NADPH oxidase 3
Exons: 13
Coding region: 1-1707 (568 amino acids)
Biological process (GO): defense response; superoxide anion generation
Cellular component (GO): plasma membrane; NADPH oxidase complex
Molecular function (GO): superoxide-generating NAD(P)H oxidase activity
Source: RefSeq, a predicted model, not a curated record
AUGAGGAUGAGGUGCUGGAUUUUGAAUGAGAGCCCCUCCAUCAUCUUAGCACUCUCAUGGCUGGGAGUGAAUCUGUAUCUGUUUAUUGACACAUUCUAUUGGUAUGAAGAGGAAGAGUCAUUCCUUUACACACGAGUUCUUCUGGGUUCCACGCUGGCUUGGGCUCGAGCAUCUGCCGUGUGCCUGAACUUCAACUGCAUGCUGAUCCUUCUCCCAGUCUGCAGGAACCUUGUUUCAUUCAUUAGAGGGACAAGCAUCUGUUGCAGAGGCUCCUGGAGGAGACAAUUAGACAAAACCCUCAAAUUCCACAAACUUGUUGCCUAUGGGAUAGCCAUCAAUACAGCUAUUCACAUCGUGGCACACGUGUGCAACCUGGAGCGCUUCCGGGCUGGCUGGUCCGGGGAAGCCGGCGGACUGGCCGCGGCACUUUCCAAACUGGGCGACGCCCCAAAUGAGACCUACCUCAACCCCAUCCGGAGCCCACAUUCAAACCCCACUGCUGAGAUGCUGUUCACCAUCGCAGGCGUGACCGGGCUGGUGACCACACUGGCCCUCAUCCUGACCAUGACCUCGUCUACUGAGCCCAUCAGACAGGCCUCCUACGAGCUGUUCUGGUACACACACCAUGUCUUCAUCCUCUUCUUUAUCAGCCUGGCUGUCCAUGGGGCAGGUCGGAUGGUUCGAGGCCAAACCCCAGAGAGUCUACGGCUGCACAACAUCACCUUCUGCAUAGCCCACUAUGCUGAAUGGCACACAGCCGCGCCCUGCUCCUCGCCUCAGUUUUCUGGCAAGGAACCUUCGGCUUGGAAGUGGAUCUUGGGCCCCGUGAUUCUGUACGCGUGUGAGAGAAUGAUUAGGUUCUGGCGAUUUCUACAAGAGGUGGUCAUUACCAAGGUGGUGAGCCACCCGUCCGGCGUCCUGGAACUGCAGAUGAGAAAGCGCAGCUUUAAAAUGGCGCCCGGGCAGUACAUCCUGCUGCAGUGCCCGGCCAUCUCCGCCCUGGAGUGGCACCCGUUCACACUCACCUCGGCCCCCCAGGAAGACUUCUUCAGUGUGCACAUCCAGGCGGCAGGCGACUGGACAGCGGCGCUGUGUGAGGCCUUCGGAGCUGGCGGCCCGGCCCCACAGGCGCCCCGGCCCCUGCCAAGGCUAGCGGUGGAUGGGCCCUUCGGCGCCUCACUGAUGGACGUGUUUCACUACCCAGUGAGCGUGUGCAUUGCUGCAGGAAUAGGCGUGACUCCCUUCGCCUCACUCCUGAAAUCUGUAUGGUACAAGUGUGAGUCAGAAACCCAGCUGAAGCUGAGUAAGGUCUACUUUUACUGGAUUUGUCGGGACCCCAGUUCUUUUGAAUGGUUUGCUGAUCUCUUACUCUCUCUGGAAACACGCAUGAGUGAACAAGGGAGAGCUCACUGUCUAAGUUAUCAUAUAUUUCUCACUGGAUGGGAUGAAAACCAGGCUAUUUACAUAGCUUUACAUUGGGAUGAAAAUACUGAUGUGAUUACGGGGUUAAAGCAGAAAACCUUCUAUGGAAGACCCAACUGGAACAAGGAGUUUCAGCAGCUCGCCUGCAAUCACCCACGCAGCAACAUCGGUGUGUUCUUCUGUGGGCCCAGAACGCUCUCAAAGACGCUUCAAAGCAUGUGCCGCCUAUAUUCGUCAGCCGACCCCAGGGGGGUCCAUUUUUACUACAACAGAGCAAGCUUCUAG